CGAAAAAAAAUCUUUUUUCUCGCCAAAAGUAUAACUGUGAUGGACAAGUGGUUUCUAUUUACGUUGGUGUUGGCCUUGUUCCUCAGCAUCGUUGGUACGAAGGAAAUCUCCGACAUGGAUUGGGACUUAUACUUCGCGGAAGGAAAUGCAUCGCAUUUUGAGAAGCAUUCGCGGAUUCGAAGGUACAAAGGGGACGACCUUGAGUGCCCGAAUACCAGUAUUAUGACGUUCGUUGCAAAAAUCAUGCAGCGUCCCAUAGACAUUUGGCGAUCGUUGACAGUGGCCGGGAUAGCGUACGAUUAUUUUAUGUCUAAGGAGCGGGGUGGCUCCGUUAGUUUAAUCCUAUACACGGGUACUUCAAGAAAACCGAGGAAGGUCGUGAUUGCGGAAAAUCACAAAGUUAGCGUUGAGGCACUGAUGGGGGGGGGCUUCGGUCCGAAUCGAAAAACUGUGUUUAUCGCACAUGGAUUCCUUGGAACCGGCAACAAUCAGUGGAUGGAAGAUAUGGCCUAUGCUUAUUUAGACUAUGAAAACGUCAAUGUCGUCGCCAUCGCCUGGGGUGUCCUCGCGCUGGGUCCUGGUUACAUCCAAGCUGCUAAAAAUACCAUAAUAGCAGCCAAUCAAACCAUUGAACUAGCAAAGCAAAUUUUCACUAGUUACCAGACGAACACCAAAUGGGGACCAAUCCACUUGAUUGGGUUCAGCCUGGGUGCCCACGUUGUCGGAAUGAUAGGAGAUAUGUUUAAGAAUUCGAGCAACUAUCCUAUCACCCAGUGGAAGGUCGAGAGAAUCACAGGCCUUGACCCGGCCCACCCUUGCUUCACUGACACCAAAUUUAAACUCGACAAGAACGACGCACCGUUCGUUGAUAUUAUCCACACCAAUGGAAAUCGAGCAUUCGGAGCGACUUUUGGAAUGCUGAAACCCGUUGGUCAUGUUGAUUUCUAUGUCAACGGAGGAGAAGUUCAACCUGGUUGCAGCGUAUCCAGUGUAAUCAAUUUUUUUAUCAAUCUCCUAGCUUCAUGGACCAUGGAUCUAGUGGUAAACUUCGCAGUAUCCGUAUGCAGCCAUGAGACCGCUCCCAAGUACUUCAUCGAGUCCCUGAAAGUCGCCGGUACUAGAAACGGUUCAUUCUUGACAGGGAUAUCAUGGCAGUAUGACAUGUGCCGCGCGAUGUAUUAUACGUACACCAAGAAGUGCGAUGAUGAUUUAUGCCAGCCAAUGGGAAUUGCAGCCCAAAAGCAGCCGGGUGGUGACUUUUUUGUCCCCACUGCCCGAGAUCCUCCAUAUUACGAUAUGGGAGACGAUGAUCUGGAGGCGCUUUCCGAGGAACUGGAGCGCCUGGAUAACGAGGGGAAACCUAGCACUAUGUGAGUGCAGCAUCAAUAUCGAAAUAAUAAGGAUUGCACAUUUUUUCCUCUUUCAAUUUUUACCUCUGGACGGGAUUUCACGUUGACCGUGCGGAAAAUUCCAAUUUUCAUUCGAUACAGUGAGCAGCUGGUUUUCCGCACUCGUCACAAAAAGUUCGAUUUUUUACUAAUUUCAUUGGUGCGUCUAAUUUAUUCCGCAGUUCACUCUUUGCUUUAUUUCCUUCCGCGAUAUAUGGUAUCUUACGUGGAUUCCAACGUUGUUCAACAAUAAUCUUGAAGGUGACUUGUUCGUUUUAUCACUUCGUUACUGAGUUUCCACGUGCGGUAUCGCAGAGCAUAAAAAUAUUUUUUUGUGAAAUGGAAAAAAAAUAUUGCUCCGAAAUUCUAAUAAAAAAUGAAGGUCCGUCAUCGUCGAUUUAUUCUACAGCCACUGAUAUGUAAUCCUGAAAAUGAUAAAAGAAAAAGAAUGUCGACAUGAGUUUGACUCAUGUAAUACAUAGGAAAGGUAAAUGAAUAGAAGCAAUAAAAUACAAUAAUAAAAAUUUGAAGAGGAUAUACAUAAGUCCAAAUAAUUCUAAUCAAUCGAUUGUGUUCUCAGCGUUCUUGAGUCCUUAAUCGUGCAAAAAUAAAAACGCCUUACUGAAAUAUACAAA
Diachasmimorpha longicaudata is the source of this 2023-nucleotide messenger RNA. Its product is annotated as phospholipase A1 4-like. Gene Ontology annotation, molecular function: lipase activity. Gene Ontology annotation, biological process: lipid catabolic process. Bases 40 to 1374 code for a protein of 444 amino acids. The transcript is spliced from 7 exons. The record is from RefSeq and is a predicted model, not a curated record. NCBI's taxonomy places the organism in Eukaryota, Metazoa, Arthropoda, Insecta, Hymenoptera, Braconidae.